Molecule: messenger RNA, 1163 nt
Organism: Lepus europaeus (European hare)
Lineage: Eukaryota; Metazoa; Chordata; Mammalia; Lagomorpha; Leporidae
Gene: PIGH
Product: phosphatidylinositol glycan anchor biosynthesis class H
Exons: 4
Coding region: 52-618 (188 amino acids)
Biological process (GO): GPI anchor biosynthetic process
Cellular component (GO): glycosylphosphatidylinositol-N-acetylglucosaminyltransferase (GPI-GnT) complex
Source: RefSeq, a predicted model, not a curated record
CUGGCGGGCGGACGAGAGCAGCGGCACUGCCCGGGCCCCGGCGGUCGCGUCAUGGAGGACGAGCAGAGCUUCUCGGAUAUCUGUGGCGGCCGCCUGGCCCUGCAACGCCGCUACUACUCGCCGUGCUGCCGGGAGUUCUGCCUCAGCUGUCCGCGGCUCUCGUUGCGCUCGCUCACGGCUGUCACCUGCUCCGUGUGGCUGGCGGCCUACGGGCUCUUCACCCUCUGCGAGAACAGCAUGAUCCUCUCUGCCGCCAUCUUCAUCACCCUCGUAGGCCUGCUCGGUUAUCUUCAUUUUGUGAAGAUCGAUCAGGAGACUCUGUUAAUCAUCGAUUCCCUUGGCAUCCAGAUGACCUCAUCCUAUGCUUCAGGCAAAGAAAGCACCACCUUCAUAGAGAUGAGCAAGGUCAAGGAUAUUGUCAUCAAUGAGGCUAUUUACAUGCAGAAGGUGAUUUACUACCUCUGCAUUUUACUGAAGGACCCGGUGGAGCCGCAGGGGGUGUCCCAAGUAGUGCCUGUUUUCCAGAGUGCCAAACCUCGGCUCGACUGCUUGAUUGAGGUGUACAGGAGCUGCCAGGAGAUCCUGGCACACCAGAAAGCCACAGCCACAGGCCCGUGAGUCCCAGCAUUGAGAGGCCACUUUGUCUCCCACGGGCAGACUCCUAAGCCAGGUCGGCUACUGUGUCUUCUGUCCUCAAAGCGUCAAGUGGACAUAGCCCACGGAAACAGUAUGGAUGCAGUGGAUCGCUCGCUGCAGAGCAAGUGAUGCAAACACCGCUCGGUAUCUGUGUUUCGUAGUGCUCCCCCGGUGAGGCGCUGCCUGCCUCCCCAGCUCAGGGGAGAUCUUGACUCCGACGUGCGUGGCAAAAGCAGAUUCAGGAGAGAGCACUUUGUGAAAUUCCUAAGCACAUUCAGUCUUACUUUGUGUUGAGAUUUGUGAAGACAACGGGAAGCUGACAUCAGAUCUCUUGAGAGAGGUAUAGUUUCCAGUUUCAUAAUGGUCCCUGUAUGAAGUUAAGGGGGAAAAAGCCAAGACCCUCGGGCAUGGGUGAGCAGGAAGCAAUGUCCUCCAACACGAACCUCUGUCACCCGGCUCCUGUGUUCUGGGCCGAGUUACCUCGUGAUUUUCUUAAUAAACAGCUUUGUUCAAAACAUUCACCACAA